Messenger RNA from Ectocarpus sp. CCAP 1310/34, 1771 nucleotides. The record is from the annotation of a GenBank genome assembly. NCBI's taxonomy places the organism in Eukaryota, Phaeophyceae, Ectocarpales, Ectocarpaceae.
GUUGGUGCAGUUCGUGCAGGCGCACGCAAAGAUGGAUGCCGACGAUGUCGCGAGGGGGGGAAUUCCGCUGCUGCGCCCGGAUGCGCCCCCUGGAAAAUCAGGUCCAACAGGCGCGAUGGCAGCGCUCGAGAAAAUGCGCAGGUGCCUCAGGAAAGGAUGCGCGCAAGACCCGUUGGGUGUGGAUGACAUGUACAUACCUCGUGGGAGGGGGCCGAAGACAAACCUCAUGAGGUGGUCCAAGAAAGGUGGAACUGGGAAGAACGAGAAUUUCCACGGCGGCAUCAAUCGUCUGGUCGCAGGCGUGGCUCGCAUCGGUGUGGAGGCGUGCGACGCGAGGCUUCUGCAACGUGUUUGUCGUCACAACCUAGACAUGGACCGCAAGCUUGGCAACACCAGCAAGCAGUCAACUCGUUGGCCUUGGAGGGAGCGCGUGGUGAACAAAGCGGCCUCGGGCAUCCUCGCUUCGCUCCCGUUCCCGAAGGCGCCUCCCGACCCGAAACACGACGUAUGUGAUGCCAACUCCCUGCUGUUCGUGUGCCGGUGUCAGAUCCCAACGAAGGACUUGGAACCGAUGGGGUUCGAGUUCCACACCGCCAGGAAAGCUGCCGGUCGACGAGAAGCCAUGAAUGCCGCAACGAGGAUAGUUGCAGAGCGUCGGGGCAACAACCCCCGCUCUUCGCCGUCGAUGACGGCAGGAAGUGCCGCAAGGGAGGGGCCGGAGACGGCGCCGUUGCCACUACCGACAGCAGGAGGCCGGAUUGGAACGGCGGCGGCUGGGGCGGCGGGGCCUGCGGAGGGGCCUCCGGCAGACGGGGCGGCAGGGCCGGGGCCGUGGCCUGCGGCGGGUGCGGGCGCGGCGCCGGGGGAUUCGCCCUCGCCAUCAUCGACGCAAGAAGGCCGGGUGGGAACGGCGGUGCCGGGUGCGGGCGCGGUGCUGGGUGCGGGUGCGGCGCCGUUGCCGACCAUGACAACGACGGGUGCCGCUUUCGCCAACUAUGGGGGGGCGCGCAAGCUACAUAGUAAACGUCCCACCAUCGAGGGACAGAAGUCUGUCACCCCGACAACCGACGGCGAGCUGGAUGCCUUUGCCCGUUGUCUUGCGACAGCAAGGGCUCAAGGCCGAGGGGAGGUGAUGGAGGAGACGGCGCGACUGUACAACACAGAGUUUUUCACCCAGCAGCUUGACCGGGACGCGCCAAUAAUUCUCCGUGGACCCACUUCAGCGCAAAAGCUGCGAAAAAAAUCAACGACAACGGCCACGGCUAAGAGGGCCCGACAGGUCUCCGCAGACUUCGCAGCUGUGCAAUCGGCGGGCAGAACGGCGUCGUCUUGUUCGACCUCUCCUUCGAACUCUUCUUCGACCACGUCGAGAUCAAAGCGCCGUCGUGACGUCAGACCUGACAGGGAAAAUGCCGUUGCUAGAGUCGCGAACAGGGUUCCUCUGACGAUAGAAGAAAUAGAGACACUUCCCGACGCCGUGGCUAUUCCUUACCUCUCGGAUAUGGAUCAGCCGACGUCAGGCAGGGUUGCUGCCAAACGCGAGAGGUUGAAGAGCUACUUCCGAAACCACAACCUCACAUCGUACACACCUGUGGGCGGGGCAAACAAGAAGGCCGCGGGUGCGGCAGUUACAGGACCUCCUAGUGGGCACCGGGCGAUCUAGAAUGGCUGGGGUGUAGAAUUCUGUUUCUGGUGGCAAGGGCGGGCUUUCUCAUUCUGCACGAAUGUUGUGUGUUUCACUGCUGCUCCUUCACGUAAUAUUAUUGCGGUU